CGGUUUGUUCCCGCGCCCCCCCCCCCCCCCCUCUCUCUCUCUCUCUCUCUCUCUCUCUCUCUCUACAUGGCAUUCUUGGGGUCAUGUAUCUUGUGUUUAAUCCCCUUCUCUCUGCUUUUCGGCCUCUGUUUCUCAUUUGCAAAUGUUUCCGAGUUCAAAUUGGAGCUCUCUUACAAAACUCUCUCCCCUUUGGGUGUCCCUCAACAGGUUAUUGCAGUAAAUGGAAUGUUUCCUGGUCCAGUUCUUAAUGUUACUACUAGUCACCUUGUCAACGUAACUGUGACGAACAAAUUGGACGAAAAUCUCCUCAUUACUUGGGCUGGAUUGAGAAUGCGUCGCGCUUUUUGGCAAGAUGGCGUUCUAGGCACAAAUUGCCCCAUUCCUCCAAACCAUAGUUGGACUUACCAAUUCCAAGCCAAGGAUCAGAUCGGCAGCUUCUUUUAUUUCCCAUCACUCAAUCUUCAAAGAUCAGCUGGUGGUUUCGGUUCUUUUAUCAUCAAUAACUUGCCUCGAGUACCUCCGCCUUUCAACACUCCGUAUGGUGAUAUCGUUGUUUUCAUCGGUGAUUGGUAUAAACAAAGCCAUAAGGCACUGAGAGGGGCACUCGACAAUGGAACUGACCUUGGAAUACCGGAUGGAGUUCUCAUUAACGGGAAGGGGCCUUAUAGCAUGGCUGAACCUUUUGAUUAUGAAAAAAUCAAUGUUGUCCCAGGAAAAACCUAUCGGAUUCGGGUGCACAACGUCGGGGUGUCAACUUGCUUGAACUUUCGAAUCCAGAACCACAAUUUGUUCCUCGUUGAAACAGAGGGGCAUUACACUGCUCAACAAAGCAAUUCCAGCUUUGACAUACACGUCGGGCAGUCUUACUCAUUUUUGGUUACCAUGAAUCAGGAUGCGAAUAGCGAUUACUACAUCAUAGCAAGCCCGAAGUUUAUGAACCCUAAUCAAACCUAUCAGUGGCAAAAUGUUAUUGGGGUUGCUAUCAUGUACUAUUCCGAAUUGAAAGGGAAGGCAGCUGGUCCUCUCCCAACCGCUCCAGUACCACCAAAUGGUGUUUAUAAUACGUCUCUCGCGAUGGAGCAGUCAAUGUCCAUCAGGCAAGACGUCAAUGCUAGAGGAGGUGGCCUUAGCCGACAAGGCGCGUUCAAUUACAGUCUGCUCAGUUCCACCGAGCUCUUCAUUUUAAGAAGCACACAACCAGUAACAAUUGACGGCAAACUUCGAGCUACAUUUAACGGAAUUUCGUUCGAAAAUCCAGGUUAUCCAAUUCGGCUAGCUGACCAGUUUGACAAAUCGAAAGAUGUUUACAAUCUCGAUUUCCCAAACGCGAUGUUGUCGAGCGGGCCGCCUCAGAUUGGCACCUCUCUCAUUAAUGGAACGUAUGACCACUCCAUGGAACUCAUAUUGCAAAACAAUGACACUGUUGUGCUGAGCUUUCACAUGGAUGGUCAUUCGUUUUUUGUUCUUGGGAUGGGGCUUGGAGAAUGGACAAAAAACAGCAGGGAGUUGUAUAAUUGGACCGAUGCUAUAUUUCGUUCUACUAUACAGGUUUUUCCAGGUGGGUGGACAGCAGUUCUGGUCUAUUUGGACAACGUUGGAGUGUGGAAUCUUAGAGCAGAGAAUCUCGACAGAUGGUAUCUAGGCCAAGAGACGUAUAUCAGGGUUGUAGAUCCCCAUGUAGAUAACGCAACUGUGUUCGAUAGAGUGCCCGAUAAUGUUUUCUACUGCGGUAAAAUUGAAAAUUACACAAACCCAAAAUCUUUGGUAUCAAUUGCCAGGGGAGUCGGACAUCCAAAGUUGUAUCUCACGCUGCUCGUGGUGUUUUCUGCUUCAAUCUCGAUUUUGUGCUAAGUUUUUUUUGGGUCAAAUGAAAGUAACAUUCUUAUGCCCAAGCCAAAUGCCAGUCACUCUGCGUGUGUGUGUCUUCAUUGUGUUUAGUUUUUGGUUGUGGUAUUUCGAAAUGCACUUGGGUUUUGGGAGAAACUUGUAUGUGGGAAUUGCUUAGCAUUGUGUGUGGGCCAUGGAUGGCUACCAACUUCAUUGAAUUCCAUCUAGUACGUUGCUCUUGUUUAAGGUUUGGAAUUGUUAAAGUACUUGAGAAUUUCUCUUUGC
Molecule: messenger RNA, 2112 nt
Organism: Rhododendron vialii
Lineage: Eukaryota; Viridiplantae; Streptophyta; Magnoliopsida; Ericales; Ericaceae
Product: monocopper oxidase-like protein SKU5
Exons: 9
Coding region: 67-1851 (594 amino acids)
Cellular component (GO): plasma membrane
Molecular function (GO): oxidoreductase activity; copper ion binding
Source: RefSeq, a predicted model, not a curated record